Molecule: messenger RNA, 2679 nt
Organism: Pimephales promelas (fathead minnow)
Lineage: Eukaryota; Metazoa; Chordata; Actinopteri; Cypriniformes; Leuciscidae
Source: RefSeq, a predicted model, not a curated record
UGUUCACACCUCUAAUACAUGCAUCUCAUCUUUUGCAGCUGCAUCUUUUAUGUUGAAAAGCAGUUUGUGGCAACCUCCUAUUAAUGGAUGAUGAAUGUGGCAGUGCAAAGACUGCAGUCUCCAAUUAGCUAGCAGAUUAAAGGUGUUCCACAAUGGCAUGUCCGGCUGUCCUGCGGAUCAUUUUUGGUGACGCGUCUGACUCUAGAAAACUGCACUUACCUCAUGGAAUUCCGGUAUCAGUGGAAGAACUACAUGUACUAAUAAAGACUUUCUUUCAAUUGAAAGAGGAUUUCCGGAUGCAGUACAUGGAUUGUGAUUUUAAUGAGUUCAUCAAUCUAACUUCAGUGUCUGACAUUCAAAACAAAAGCACACUGAAAAUAAUCAGUAAUCCCAUCUUUUCACCUGUGGAGCCCUGCAUCACUUUGUACACAGUAGACUCUUUUGGUGAGACUUCGGCAAACACUUGCUCAGAGCCUGAAACUCCUGUUUCCUCAGUAGCCAAUAGCCAAUCAUCCUGCAGUGACGAUACGCUGUACACAUCAACACCGCAUUCAUCCCCAGAAACUCUGUCCUCACGAUUGGCCUCCUGGCCAACGGUUUUUCUAGUCCCUAAAUUCACCUAUGAAGCUGAAUUUGAACUACAACAGAAAAACACAGAGUUUGAGACCAAUGGAACAUGCUUCAACCCUGGCCCAAAGCUAAAAGGGGUCAUCCUUGAUGGUCUUGCGCAAGAAAUGAUGAAAUACACAAAGUAUCCAAAAGACUAUCAGUGUGAAGAGGUAGCAGCAGCUUUGACAAGGGCCCAUCCAUGUCUGGGGCAGCUGGGAUCCAAGACAGGAUUUUGGGGAUGGAAACAGUCGCUUAAGUAUAAAAUGCAAAACUUCCGUACGAAACUUGGCCGACUUGGACAUCCUGAAAUCCGUGUGAACUCUUUGAAACACAAACGAGAGGGCCACGGUAAAGCUGCAGCCAACAUCAAGAAGCCUAGAAAGGCUGAAGUUAACUAUAUUCCUUUGCACCCAAAAGGCGAGACCACAGAAAGCUUGGAGAAUGAGAGAAUUUCUUUAUUGUCAGAGCUGAAAAAGCGUGACAAUGAAGUAGUGAUAAAAGAAAAAAUGGGAAAAACCUUCUCCCACAGACGACUAGAGAUUGUGGAGCAGAGGCCCCUGAUAGAAGAUUUCAUAAACAGAUGGCCUGCCUUAUUCCAGGAAAGUGAAGUAAAUGCAGAGUUUAUGAGGAUCACCACCAAGCCCCUGCAGUCAAAGUUCAUGUCACAGCUGGACCACUUCUCAAACAAGCUGAUGCAGAUCUUCAAGAGCAGAGGAGGAGUGAAGGGGCAGAAGAUUAAGGAAGUCCUCUCUAUCACAGAUUCGUGUGACAUCAACACCAAAAGGGAGUGUAUCCUGAGAUGCCUCAUCAUCUACCUCAAUGAAGAUCCAGACACGUUCUUCAAAGAAUAUCUGGAACAGGCGACCGAGGAUGCAGAAAGGGACCUAGCAACCACGGUCAUGGGCAUUUAUGUAAUCCGAAGCGAUGGGAAUCAAGAACCUGAAGAUGUUGGAGUUGUAAUUGAAGGCAUCAAAGUCCUGAGCAACUUAGGCAGCGUCAUCAUGGGCUUCGCAAUGCUUUUUGGGCUCAUUUAUGCCCUUGAUCUGAGUUUUCCAGACAACCUCAAAUACACCUUUGAGUUUUUCCAGAAGAUCAUAAUGAAUUUGGAUGGGCACAAGCUGAAUGCAAAGACACAACAGUUGAAAAUCAAGCUGUUUGCAUAAGAGGACAAAACCAUUGAUGGAGGGUUUAAGACAGAUUACUUGGGCUUGGACAAGUGUGUACACCCAGACAAUUUGCCCAUUUCACCUCUCCAUCAUAAUUUCUUCACUCUACCUCCUCCAUACUAUUCCUCUCUACUUAUUUGACUUCAUGACUGUCGAGAGAUAUUCUAAUUGAUCUAAAAACUGCUCAAAUGCGCUCUCUUGGAUUGUUAGUGGCCAAAUUACAACAUCUGAAACAUCUGUUUGCAUAAGAGGACAAAACCAUGUGAUGAUCUCCUUUGAUUGAGGGUUUAAGACAGAUUAUUUGGGAUUGGACAAGUGUUUACACCCAUAAAGUUUGCCCAUUUCACCUCUCCAUCAUAAUUUCUUGACUCUUAUACUUAUUUGACUUCAUGACUCAAGAUGGAUUGAAAUUGAUCUAAAAACAGCUUAACAAUUUUUCUUUUAUUGCAAAUAGCCAGAAGUAUUUUUUAUGUUGCAAGUGACAUUUACGUUAAGUUACAGUAAAAUGUCUUCCUUGCGGUUUAUAAUGACUUUGAAUGUUUUGUGAUAAAUUUUUUUUAUUUUAUUUUGCUAGUCUUAACCGUGCUCAAACACUUGUUUUUGUUACCACCUGCAACAACCACCAAGGCUCUUUUUACUGUAAAUGUACAGUAGUGUGGAAUUUGCCAUAGCCUAUUGCUUUUUUCUUUCCCUUUAUGUAAAUGAUCGUUUAAGACAAGCAACUGCAUAUACAGUUUUUUUUGCAGUGCAUUCUAACCAGCUAUAGUGUCUUUAUUGUUGAUGUUUAGGAUAGCUGGGCAUUCAUUGUUUACCAGUAUACUGUUCAUUCAAGUUAAUAUACUUGUGUUUUAUCAAGUAAAAAAAGUUAAAUGUCUUGAUUUGAUAUUUUUUAUCGAAAUAUGCU